AUGCCUUCUAGUCUAGUUUUUAUCACUGGAGCAACUGGCUUCAUUGGAGCUUCAACUGCUUUAGCUGCACUCAACGCCGGCUACCGUCUCCGCAUCUCCGUUCGCAAGGAGUCACAAAUCGACAGCCUCAAUAACAUCUUUUCCGAUCAUGCAAAUAGUUUAGAGUUUGUCGUCGUUCCAGAUAUCACAGUACCUGGCGCAUUUUCUAAGGUUUUGGACAAUGUUGAGUAUAUCUUGCAUUUGGCUUCUCCGCUAGCUCAAUCUGCGGACAAAGAUAAGAUAUAUCGACCAGCAAUAGAAGGAACUCUAAACAUUUUGAGAGACGCAGCCAAGGUCCCAAGCAUCAAAAAAGUCGUCAUCACAUCCUCAAUCGCUGCUUUGACACCACUCGAUGGCCCUACGGAUGGGCUUGUAUUGAAAGAUACAUCCCUGGACCUGUCAGUAGAUAUCAAUCGAGACUACGAUGAGGGAAAUGAUUUCUUGACUGCUUUCAAGAUAUACCACGCCUCAAAACUUCUGGCCAAUCAAGCAAGUUGGGAGUUCUAUCGAAAAGAAAAUCCCGGCUUCGUACUCAUCACUAUUCACCCCUCUCUGGUGUAUGGGCAUAGUUUGAUCCAAAAGUCGGCCGAGGAAAUUCAGGGGAGCACUAAUGGUAUCUUGUUUGGCAGCAUUAUGAACGGUGCGCAGUCGGAUGGUCCCCUUAUUUCUGUGUAUGUCGGAGAUGUGGCAGAUGCGCAUGUGAAAGCUCUGAAUCCGGCUCUCGAUUCUAGCUCAAGUUAUUUAGUCUCCGGACAGCCAAUGACUUGGAAAGAUGUUGUUGAUGUUCUACAAAAGGAUUACCCUACAGUGCCUCACAAGCUUGAACCGAGCACAAAUCCUAAGGUGGCAAAAACCGAUACUUCGAAGGCAGAGAAAGAACUUGGUCUUCGAUGGGCCAAGCCAGAGACAAUCAUCAAAGAAGUCAUGGACCAGCAAUUGGGAUUUCUCAAGCACAGUUCUUCGUGA
Molecule: messenger RNA, 1005 nt
Organism: Botrytis byssoidea
Lineage: Eukaryota; Fungi; Ascomycota; Leotiomycetes; Helotiales; Sclerotiniaceae
Exons: 2
Coding region: 1-1005 (334 amino acids)
Molecular function (GO): oxidoreductase activity, acting on the CH-OH group of donors, NAD or NADP as acceptor
Source: RefSeq, a predicted model, not a curated record